Molecule: messenger RNA, 824 nt
Organism: Trichoplusia ni (cabbage looper)
Lineage: Eukaryota; Metazoa; Arthropoda; Insecta; Lepidoptera; Noctuidae
Exons: 4
Coding region: 170-811 (213 amino acids)
Source: RefSeq, a predicted model, not a curated record
GAGGUAGCGUACCUCCAUUGAAAACUGUCAAAAAUAUUCACAAUUGAUUAAAAAAAGCAUUUACUAAGUGCAUCCGUAAUAAGGAGUCCUCGUUGAAAGGGUACUUGCAUAUGCUAUCCGAAUCUUUGAAUGUGCAUCUUUUGUUACCUUACGGAUAUGUAUCACAGACAUGAGUGCAGUGAUAACAAGAUGUAGAGUGAGUUCUGAGCAACUGGAUUUACUACUUUCGUUUAUGGAAGAGCAUCCCGACUUUGCUGCCGGCAAGCAAUCAAUUUACUCUCGCUUUAGUUCAAGCAAACUUUGGCGACUGUUGGCAGAGCGGCUGAACGCGGCGGCGGCUGACAGUAACGGUGCACGAAAAUCACCGGAUAAGUGGUGCCGGUACUGGGCUGAUAUUAAAUACAAAACUCGUAGGAAGUCUGCAGCUGGUGGCACUCUAGGAGAUCUCUCCAGUGCUGAGGAGCGUGUGCAGAACAUAUUCAAUUGCAGCGGACAAGAAUCGAGCGCGGGCGGGCGGCGCGCGAGCCACUCGGACGAGGAACGCAAGCCGGCGCUGCUGGACGACGACAUGUGCUCGGAGGGGUCGGGCGGGCCCGAGCCGCGCCCCGCCACUGAGGAGCUGCUGGCCGAGGCCGCCAUGCGCAGCGCGCUGGCCGCCGAGAAGCAGGCCGAGGCCGUGGCGCAGGCCGUGGACCUGCUGCGCGACCUGCUGGCGCUGCUGCGCGAGCGCCGCGAGCCGCCGCCGCACGCGCACCCGCACGCGCUGCCCGAGCACCUGGCGCCGCUGCAGCACCACCACCACCGCCUCUAGCGCGCCAGCCCCA